Nematolebias whitei (Rio pearlfish) is the source of this 3210-nucleotide messenger RNA. RefSeq names its product internexin neuronal intermediate filament protein, alpha b (gene inab). Gene Ontology annotation, molecular function: structural constituent of postsynaptic intermediate filament cytoskeleton. NCBI's taxonomy places the organism in Eukaryota, Metazoa, Chordata, Actinopteri, Cyprinodontiformes, Rivulidae. Gene Ontology annotation, cellular component: intermediate filament; postsynaptic intermediate filament cytoskeleton; cytoplasm. The transcript has 3 exons. The record is from RefSeq and is a predicted model, not a curated record. Gene Ontology annotation, biological process: intermediate filament organization. Bases 96 to 1544 code for a protein of 482 amino acids.
GAAGUUCCCAGCGCGCAUUAAUUAGUGAUUGGCUCAUCCUCCUAUAAAAAGGAGGCGCGCGCGCCGCUGCGCGCAGUCUCCCAGCGCGAGCAGAGAUGAGCUACGGGUCUGAAGUCUUCUCCUCCUCCUCCUACCGGAGGCUUUUCGGGGAUUCUCCUCGGUACUCCUCCUCUCCAUCGCGCACAACGAUGAGCGUCUCCUCCCGGGCAGGGUACCGCUCCUCCUCCUCCUCUGUGUCCCGACUUGGCGCUCCGUCUGCGGGCGCGUGGAGCAGAAAGUCGGGCCGCUCCUUCUCCAUGCCGCUGGAGAGCUUCGACCUGACGCAGAGCAGCGUCCUCAACAACGAGUACAAGAUCGUGCGCACCAAUGAGAAGGAGCAGAUGCAGGGUCUGAACGACCGCUUCGCGGUGUUCAUCGAGAAGGUGCGCCACCUGGAGCAGCACAACAAGGUCCUGGAGACGGAGCUGCUCGCGCUGCGCCAGCGCCAGGCGGAGCCGUCCCGCCUGGCGGAGCUCUACCAGCAGGAGAUCCGGGAGCUGCGCUCCCAGCUCGAGGAGCUGACCGGGGAGAAGUCCCAGCUGCUGAUCGAGCGGGACAACAUCGACGACGACCUGCAGAAGCUCAGGGGCAAGUACGAGGAGGAGUUCCGCGCGCGCGAGGAGGCUGAGGCCACCCUCAAGGCUUUUAAGAAAGACGUGGACGACGCCACCAUGGUGCGCCUGGACCUGGAGAAGAAGGUGGAGUCCCUCCUGGACGAGAUCUCCUUCCUCAGGAAGGUGCACGAGGAGGAGGUGGUCGAGCUGACCGACAUGAUCCAGGCCGCGCAGGUGUCCGUGGAGAUGGAGGUGUCCAAGCCGGACCUCACCUCCGCGCUCAAGGAGAUCCGCGGCCAGUACGAGUCCAUGGCCUCCAAGAACCUGCAGUCCGCCGAGGAGUGGUACAAGAGCAAGUUCGCGGACCUGUCGGAGCAGGCCAACAGGAGCAGCGAGGCCAUCCGAGCCAGCAGGGAGGAGGUGAACGAGUUCCGGAGGCAGCUGCAGUCCAAGACCAUCGAGAUCGAGAGUCUGAGGGGAACCAACGAGUCUCUGGAGAAGCAGCUCCGGGAGAUGGAGGAGAGGCACAACAUGGAGAUUGUGGGCUACCAGGAAAGCAUGGCUGAGCUGGAGCACGAGCUGCGGUCCACCAAGAGUGAGAUGGCGCGACACCUGAGGGAGUAUCAGGAUCUGCUGAAUGUCAAAAUGGCGCUGGAUAUCGAGAUUGCAGCAUACAGGAAACUGCUGGAAGGAGAGGAGACCCGCAUCGGAACAGGCAUCGCCUUCCCCGGCCCCGCCAUGAGCGCCGUCGCCGGACAGGGCUACAGCUACCAGUCCCGCGUUUACACCAGCUCUGGCAAGAGCUCCAAGAAGGAGGGCAAAGAGGAGGAGCAGCAGCAGAACAAGGCCAGCAACAAAGUGUCCCAGCGGGAGGUCUACGAGGAGACGGUGCUCACCACGAAGAAGAUGGAGAAGCAGCAGGAAGAUAUUCCCACCAGUCAGAAAAACUAAAAGCGUCGCUCCGUUCUAACCCACACCCUCACCUUCAUAAACCAUCUUAGGACGUCGGCAAAUAAUUAGUGAAGGAUCUUCAGAUUUGUUUUGGAGAAGCAUCCCACCCCACAGGUGUUCCCUAAAACAAAUCCAUUAUAACCAGUACACUAAAAACAAUACAUCUCUUGCUAUUUUCCACAAACUCAUCCUUCAAUAAUAACAAGCACUAGGUAGACCGUGUGCAAAAGUAUGGUCUUUCAAAAGAACAAUAUUCUUCUGGUCUUUCUCACUAAUGUGACAUCGUUAUGGUCUCACACAAAUAAAUAACACUUAGUUGUGCAUUUCACCACAAACGGUGAGUUACUCGUCAAUGGUGCACAUUUACACACAAAAUAGAUCUAAACCACAUCAACUCUACAGAAUCUAAUUUAGUUGAUCACUAUCUGGGAGGAAAUGCCGCAUCUACAUGAACAAAGUGUAAAAAAAAAAAAAACAAACAACUGUAAUAAGCUUAUUUAAAUCACUUCUUGCAUAAUCUUUGAAGAAUUAGAAAGCGGUCUGAUCCGAGCUGCAGAACAGUACGAAGGUCUGUUUUUUAAAAUUAGUUUUUUUAAAUAAUUUUAUUAGUUAAUAACUCUUGAGACAAACAUUUAACAAGAAUCAUUUAGACGCCCUGCAGAGAUCAGCAGCUCAUUCAACAGGAUUUGACUGUUUGAACUGAAAUACAGUAGUCCCUAGAAACUUCACGGUUUGACUUUCGCAGACUCACUGUUUCGCGGGUUUUCGACGUAAGCUUUUACGCGACACACGAUUCAGGGGCUUCGGAUGUUAUCAGCCCGUUGAAUAAGCGUUAUUAGUUGUUUAUCAUCCCCAUAGGUUGAUUUCAGACUGUCCCUCGUACCUCCUAGUAGUUUUAAAUUUACGUUAUCACUGACAAUAUGCAGAUUUGCACACCUGUAAAACCACAUUUUUUAAAAACCUUUAUUUAACCAUUUUCCUCAAACUAAUCUUACAUCUGACCCUAAACUUAACCUCUUUACCACUGAACCUUAACCUUUACUUUUAACCAUGUGACCGUAUUAUCAGUGCUAACAACGUGCCUUUAAACCUACUAGGAGGUGCAGGAGGGGCAGUCUGAAUGCAACCUAUGGGAUGAUAACCACUAAUAACGGAUCAUUUAAUGGGUGAUAACAUUCAAGGCGGGUGUACAAUUGGCUGAUUGAUGGAAGGUGACCAACCAGAGCUUUGUGCUCUGUAUCUCGGGUGCUGAUUGGCUCAGUAACUGUAGCAUCAGUCUGUCUGCUCAUUAGGGAGCGGGCAGCCCGGUCCCUGUCCGGGGACCGUACCUCCAGCUUCUGUACGAUCCUCCCCAUCCUCCUUCCCUCCCAGUCCACACACCUCCGGGCGUGCACCUGAGGCACCUUCUCCCAUCAAGCUCGAGCUCUUACCCAGUGCAAUGCUCGCUAUAUCAAGAAGGAUGGUAUAUGAUGGAGAAGCUGGGCCUGUGAUCGGAAAGUCGCAGGUUCAACUCCCGGUACCAUCAACAUCAAAAUGUGGAUGUUAAAGAUGAAACACCCACACCUGCCUCCACCCUCAUUUGCCAGGCCCUUUAGCCCCACCAGCUGCUCCCAAAAACAGGUCUCUCUUGAAAAUGAGUUCUUCUGAUUCAAUGAGACUACCUGUA